AUGUCUUUCGGGUUCUUGACGGAGUCAGCGCUGCUUCCGGCCAAGUCGAAGCCCAUCAAAGUGGACGGCCGCUCCCUGGUAGACCUCAAGGCCAUCGUCUACGCCAAGGAGCAGAAGGCCAAGCUUGAAGGCGGCGGCGGGAGCGGGAGCGCAAGCGGGGGGCUCCGCGGUCUGCGAGGAAAGCGAUCAUCGGGGGACCGGGACGGCGGCGCGCGCAAAGACCCCUUUGCGAGGAGCAACAGGGGCGUCGAGGACCGGUCGCAGAGGGACGAGAUCGAGAGGGUGACCGCGUCCACGAAGAGAAAGGCGGGGCAGCGGGUCAUGGCGGCGAAGUCGAGCCUCUACGAGAAGCUGGCCAAAGGAGAGAUAGGCGGUGCUACUCGGGCGGGGUCUCUGGUAGAUUUUUCGCGAAAGACGGGCGAUGACCUGGCUCUUCUCGAGGCCAAGGCCGUGGAGCCAAGGAAGCUCCGCCACAAGGACGAUGGAAAGCCCGGCUCUAGCGCCAGCGAGGCCGGCGACAGCCGGAGCAGCGGGGGCGGAAAGAAGCGACAGCGGAGCAGCGGCGGCCGUAGCAAGAAACGCGGCGGCGGAUCGGGAAGCCGGUCGGACUCUGGAGAGGAGGAUACGGGCGACGAUGAUGAUGACUUUUACGACGGCGGCGGCGGCGGUUACGGCGGGGAGGUGGAGAUCGUGGACGAGUUCGGCCGACACCGAACCGUCACCAGGGGAGGCCGCGAGCACCGGGAGCACCUCAAGGCCAGGAAGCGUGCGGCGGAAAUCGAGUCGGAGCGGCGGGAGUUCGAACAAAACGCCGCCGCCGCCGCUCCGUCGUCGUCGUCGUCUCAGGCAAACUUCGACGACCGCUACUCCUACCGAGGGAACACGGGCGCCGCACCCCCGCCUCCCGGGUUCUCCUCCUCCUCCUCCUCUACCACCGCCGGACGCUUUGGAUCGUCGUCGUCACCCGCUGCUCCCGCGGCGACCAGUGACGAUGGCCCAACAGCGGGAGGGUGGGCUUGGAGCUCCGGCGCGGGGAGGGGCGCCGACGAGGGCGACUUCGAGACGCGCGAGGGAGAGGAGCGGCGCGCCAAGAAGGGCAUGGCGGAGCUGCUGGGGCGGGAGGCCGGCGGCAAGGGCGACGACGAUGCCGGUGCCAAGAUUCGAUCUCAGUGGGAGCAGACGCUUAGCGGGGACCAGAAGACGUACUUGCGACAGGUCCAGGAAGAGACGGAGGCGGCGAGAAGGCAGACGAUGGCCAAGGCGAAGGCCGGGGGGGGGCAGACGGGCAGAGAGAAGCAGCGGGCCGAGAGGAAGGAGCUCCUGCGGCGGAAGCAGGAGGCCAGGGCUGCUCGCUUGCGGGGAGAGAGCGCCUAG
Molecule: messenger RNA, 1374 nt
Organism: Ectocarpus siliculosus
Lineage: Eukaryota; Phaeophyceae; Ectocarpales; Ectocarpaceae
Source: the annotation of a GenBank genome assembly